AAUUAUUAUUAUUACUGCCGUCGUUCGGAUUGUCCGAAUGACCUUAUUAUUCGUUAUUAUUGUCAUAACAUUCAAUAUUAUAAUAGCCCGAACGAUCGCCAGUCGCUCACAACUACUCGCUACCGUUUUGCGAUUACGAUGCUCUGUUAUCGGGCCAGACGUCCUUGUCGUUUUCCCACACGACUUUUAAUUUCCGCGCUCUCCCGCCACCGGGACCCCACCCCCGUCAGCCCGACCCGUCUUGACGCGCGCGCGCGCGGUCGCCCCCAGAUCACCGUCGCCGACGCCGCGGCACUAGGUUUUUCGAAUAUUUUGCCCACACAAUACCGCGCUUAAAACAAUAAUAACAACGAUCGAAAUCAAAAACAAACAGCGAGUGUGCCAGUGACCGAACAACAACGCCCCGACGGUUAUAGGCGUAUUGAUAACUGUCCGACUCGUGUGUGUGUUUGUGCAGGAUCCCUCGGCCCUAGGUAUGCCCGUCAAAGUGGACAUAACGCCUAGACCUCCGGCCAACUCGAAGCAACUAGGGGUCACCGGGUCUAUACUGUACAGCGGAUCGAAAUUUCAAGGGUUCCAGAGGUCCAAGGGCAACAGCUACGAGGUGGAAGUCGUACUGCAGUAUGUCGACGAACAAAACGGUUAUCUGUGCGGUUAUCUAAAAAUUAAAGGUCUCACUGAAGAGUUUCCCAAUUUGACUACUUAUUUUGAUGGAGAAAUUAUCAACAAAAAGUGUCCAUUCUUGACGAGAAAGUGGGAUGCCGAUGAAGAAGUUGACAAGAAACAUUGGAACAAAUUUGCUGCAUUUUGUCAGUACGCCAAGACAUUCAAUUCGGAUGCAUUUGACUAUGACAAACUGAAAAAUGCCGAUCAUGUAUUUAUGCGGUGGAAGGAACAUUUUUUAGUACCUGAUCACACAAUACGUGAUAUCAGUGGUGCAUCAUUUGCUGGAUUCUAUUAUAUAUGUUUUCAGAAAUCAACUUCUUCUAUCGAAGGGUAUUACUAUCAUAGGAGUUCUGAAUGGUAUCAAACAUUAUGCUUGACCCAUGUCCCAGAACACAGUACUCAGAUCUACGAAUUUAGGUGAUUUAUAGAAUACCAACACACAAUAUUACAA
Molecule: messenger RNA, 1117 nt
Organism: Myzus persicae (green peach aphid)
Lineage: Eukaryota; Metazoa; Arthropoda; Insecta; Hemiptera; Aphididae
Product: glucose-induced degradation protein 4 homolog
Exons: 4
Coding region: 476-1087 (203 amino acids)
Biological process (GO): protein catabolic process in the vacuole; negative regulation of gluconeogenesis; proteasome-mediated ubiquitin-dependent protein catabolic process
Cellular component (GO): GID complex; extrinsic component of membrane
Source: RefSeq, a predicted model, not a curated record